Molecule: messenger RNA, 456 nt
Organism: Juglans microcarpa x Juglans regia
Lineage: Eukaryota; Viridiplantae; Streptophyta; Magnoliopsida; Fagales; Juglandaceae
Product: ATP-dependent DNA helicase PIF4-like
Exons: 1
Coding region: 1-456 (151 amino acids)
Biological process (GO): telomere maintenance; DNA repair
Molecular function (GO): DNA helicase activity
Source: RefSeq, a predicted model, not a curated record
AUGGAAAAAGACAUAAACAUGUUCCAUUUAAUAGAACAUGAUGUUUCUUUUUAUCAGAAUGAAACUGAAUCUAGGGAAAUAAAUAAUGAAUUUGCAGUUUUGAUACCAGAAGAAGAUCUUAUGGCUUCGAUGAGUCUUAAUCAAGAACAACAACAUGCAUAUGAAUCAAUUUUACAGAAAGUCCUUCUAAAUGAAUCUGCUGCAUUCUUCAUUGAUGGUCCUGGUGGAACAGGGAAAACAUUCUUAUAUAAAGCACUUCUCGCUAUAGUGAGAUCAAGAAACUUAAUUGCUCUUGCAACUGCAUCGUCUGGUGUUGCUGCAUCUAUUUUACCUGGGGGUCGAACAGCACAUUCACGCUUCAAAAUUCCAUUAGAUCUUGACAAAAAUAGUACUUGUUGUGUAAGCAAACAAGGUGCUCUUGCCAAAUUGUUACGUCUUGCAAAGUUAAUCAUAUGA